Fibroporia radiculosa is the source of this 1449-nucleotide messenger RNA. RefSeq lists its product as uncharacterized. The record is from RefSeq and is a predicted model, not a curated record. The transcript has 6 exons. Bases 1 to 1449 code for a protein of 482 amino acids. NCBI's taxonomy places the organism in Eukaryota, Fungi, Basidiomycota, Agaricomycetes, Polyporales, Fibroporiaceae.
AUGGAUUCUUCUAGUGGAUUGUUGGAUCUGUCUCUCGUACAGGACUUGUCCGUUACAGAGAAUCGGGGCCUUGCCGCAAUAAAUCCCAAGCUUAUUCCUCGUCUCUCGAUGCACGAUGCAAUGCCUAUUUCUACGGAUUCGUACGCGGCCGCAUUGUUGUUGGCUGCUAUUGCAUUUCAUAGUACCGAACUCGACCCGCGGUUGGGAAAUGUGGAGGUGUGCGAACGACUUUGCCAACACUCAGAUUUGAGGGAGAUAUUGGCCAAUGCAUUGAAGACACAAGAUUUUUCUACGGUACUCCGUCUCAAGAUACUUCGACGUCCCGAGAGCCUAAACCGUCAAUCUUUAGAACGCGCCAUGAGGGCCGCAUGGGAAAUGCCAUUCCACGGCCACUCCCAUGAAGUGUUGUUACACAGCAUACAGAAUAUGAUGGAACUCCUGAAACCUGAUCACUUUUACGCAAACCAUCUGCCCAUCAUCCAAAGUUCUGGAACUGGAAAAUCUAGGAUGGUGGACGAACUCGCACGUCUGAUUUUCACCAUCCCUUUCAACGUCCGCGAAUCGGUUGAUAAAGGCUUUCCUUUCCCUCAUUCAGACAGCGCAGUGAGGAACUUUCUUGUGGACACUAAGUUUAAGACCUGGGAAGGCUGUCGCGAUGCGUAUCAUGUGUUUUUUGAGAAGCUUUUCGAUCAGGUCUAUGAUUGGCUGGAUAGGAAUUGGGGAGACACUCAUUUCCAAACAUCUCGAGAUUUCGCGUCGACAUGGAGGGAGCAACUCGCUACAGAAGCGACUGGCGGUAAGCACAUGCGAGGGAUUCUAUAUGAUACCGUGAUAGAUAACUGUCAUCUCCCCGAGAAUGUGGAUCUCCACGCUGCAAAAGACCGUACUGUGAAAGCAGGGAAUCGACUCGCGACAUGGAUCGCAUCGCAUGUCGACGGACAAAAAAGUCCAAAUGGGUCUUCGCAUGUCAAACAACCCGGAGAUUCGAUGAGGCACCCACGUGUCAAUGAACGCCCAAGGUCGAAGAGGACGGCCCAGUUCAUCAUAUAUUUCGACGAGGCUCACACCUUGGCCGAUGCAUAUCUCAGGACACAGGUUGACGGCAAGCUAAGAUCACGCUUCCACGCGUUGUGCGCCGUGUUAAAUGACUUGCUUACUGUUGAUCUGUUCGUCAUCACACUUUCAACUAACUUCACUUUGCAUAACCUUGCCCCUACUCGUGACAAGCAUCAUUCGGAGCGUGUCAGCUCGGGAGGGGAUUUCCUUCAGUCGCCAUAUACUGAGCUCCCGUUUGAUUGUCUGCACAAAGGAAAGCCGCUCAUCGGACAUGGUGAGAAAACGCUGGCAGAUUUGUCGUCUGUUAUACCGACGCUAGUUCAUUUCCUAAAGCUGUUCUUAGGUGGUACGCGGUGUUUCACCAUGGAGACCCGAGCGUUCGCGAGUCAUUAA